Messenger RNA from Talpa occidentalis (Iberian mole), 1030 nucleotides. It is a transcript of the gene GIPC3, whose product is annotated as GIPC PDZ domain containing family member 3. The record is from RefSeq and is a predicted model, not a curated record. The transcript is spliced from 6 exons. Gene Ontology annotation, molecular function: protein binding. Bases 17 to 973 code for a protein of 318 amino acids. NCBI's taxonomy places the organism in Eukaryota, Metazoa, Chordata, Mammalia, Eulipotyphla, Talpidae.
CGCAGCUCCUCGGGUCAUGGAGAGCGCAGGCGCCCGCGAGGCCCGGGGGGCCGAGGUCCCGCGCCAGCCCGCGCCCCCGCCCUCCCCCGCCGAGCCCCGGGCUGCGCCCCCCGCCCCGCCCGCGCCCCGAGUCCGUCCGCGCCUCGUAUUCCGCACGCAGCUCGCACACGGGAGCCCCACGGGCAAGAUCGAGGGUUUCACCAACGUCCGCGAGCUCUACGCCAAGAUCGCCGAGGCCUUCGGGAUCGCUCCCACCGAGAUCUUAUUCUGCACCCUAAACAGUCACAAAGUGGACAUGCAGAAACUCCUGGGAGGCCAGAUAGGGUUGGAGGACUUUAUCUUUGCCCACGUGCGCGGCGAGACCAAGGAGGUGGAGGUCACUAAGACAGAGGACGCUCUGGGACUGACCAUCACAGACAACGGGGCUGGCUACGCCUUCAUCAAGAGGAUCAAGGAGGGCAGCAUCAUUAACAGAAUCGAAGCCGUGUGCGUGGGUGACAGCAUCGAAGCCAUCAACGACCACUCGAUCGUGGGCUGCCGCCACUACGAGGUGGCCAAGAUGCUCCGGGAGCUGCCCAAGGCCCAGCCCUUCACCCUGCGCCUGGUGCAGCCCAAGAGAGCCUUCGACAUGAUUGGCCAGAGGAGCCGGAGCAGCAAAGGUCCCGUGGACACAAAAGUGACCAGUGGGAGGGAGACCCUGCGGCUUCGUCCUGGAGGGGCUGCCACGGUGGAGGAAGUGCCCAGUGAAUUUGAAGAGGAGGCAUCCAGGAGGGUGGACGACUUGCUGGAGAGUUACAUGGGCAUUCGGGACCCAGAGCUGGCGUCCACCAUGGUGGAGACGUCCAAGAAGACGGUCAGCGUCCAGGAGUUUGCGCAUCACUUAGACUCCGUCUUGGGCGAGUUUGCCUUCCCGGACGAGUUUGUGGUGGAAGUGUGGGCCGCCAUCGGCGAGGCCAGGGAGGCCUGUGGCUAGUCUGCCCCGGAGCUGAACGCAGCCCCAGCCCAGAGCCCAGCCCUCUGCCCCAGCCCU